This is a messenger RNA of Vanrija pseudolonga, 870 nucleotides long. RefSeq lists its product as uncharacterized. Bases 1 to 870 code for a protein of 289 amino acids. The transcript has 3 exons. NCBI's taxonomy places the organism in Eukaryota, Fungi, Basidiomycota, Tremellomycetes, Trichosporonales, Trichosporonaceae. The record is from RefSeq and is a predicted model, not a curated record.
AUGGCCACCAACCUCCACCAUCACCGCGACCAGCACAACAUGCCCGACGACGGCCUCCACCUUCUAGACUUUCAGGACCUCCACAACGGACCAGGACCGCUCAGUUACCCGCCUAAGUACUCCACCCUCAGCCCGCAGAGGAGUGUCCGGGGGGACUUGCGCGACACACCGCCGGACGCCGGCGACGACUCCCAAGCGUCGCGCGACGUGCUGCGCUCGUCGAGGGGCACGGCCAACAUCGCCUCCAACCCCUCUCCCCUCGAUCCCACUGUUUCAGGGCGGCACGCUCCUGAGCCCUCUGAACACGGCCCACCCUCCCCGCUCGAUUGGGAGGAGCUCGGCGCCGUGCUAGGAUGGCACCGGCCUGGCACUACCUGUUGUGUCCAGGACCACGCGGGGAUUGUGCACGACGUCUCCCGCGCCAUUGUUGUGGCUCGCGCCACCGCGAACACGAGGUCCCGGGAGGCGGUACGCUCUGCCUCCGAGUGGUGUGAGGCCGCGCGUGUGGCGGCCGCUCCCCGCCUGCACCCGACAACGGCACACUACAUCCAAACCCACGCCGAGGACCUGCAGCGCGCCCAAGCCAACCAUAAACAACAAGUGACGCGCCUUCUCCAGGUCUUCUGCAGCGGACUGGAAGAGAUUCCCCUUGUCUAUCCCUUCCGCUGCCCCCACGACACCUUCGCGGGGCUCAUGGGACAGCUCUCAGCUGUCGAGGCGUCGUUCGGUGCAGGCCUCCACGACGCGGCGCACACCCUCUCAGCAGCUCUGGACCAACUCCACCACAGCCUCAUCAACAGUAUUGGGCCCGGUGAGCCGGUCAUGCCCGAUGUUGCGGCGUUUGCGGGAAACAUUGUCUUUGAUCACUGA